GUUCGGAGAGAUCAUUCAGCCGGCCCUUUUUGGAUGAGCGACCAAUCAGAUCAUACUAUGUAACCACUUCGGGCAGGAAGAGUGUUUGGGUGAAACAAUAUUUAUAUCAGGCAGUAUAUCUGCAGUUGCUAAUAUGUGCUCUAAGCUUUGUGCUGCUAAGGUUUGUUUAUACACAUCGUUUUCUGAAGAAGAAUCUUUCAUCCAACUAAAUGGCCAAGCUCAUCGUUGUAAUCGGCGUGACUGGCCUCCAGGGCUCGUCCGUAGCAGACACCUUUCUGCGGCUCCCGGGCUGGCGAGUCCGCGGCAUCACGCGCAGCCCGUCGAGCGAAGCCGCCCGCGCCCUAGCGUCGAGAGGCGUCGAGGUCGUGGAGGGCGACUUCAACGACAAGGACUCCCUGCGGCCGGCCUUCCAGGGCGCAAACGUCAUAUUCUCCAACACGGACUUCUUCGCCAACCUCCUGGCCGCCAUGCGGCCCGGCGCCGACCUGCCCGCCGGCCGCACCCCCAACGAGCACGCCUACCACGUCGAAGUGGCGCAGGGCCUCAACAUCGCCGAGGUCGCCGCCUCGCCCGCCGUCCUGCGCACCCUGGACCGCUUCGUGCUGUCCUCGCUCAGCGACGCGCGUGGGUGGAGCCGCGGCCGCUACACCUCGCUGUACCACUACGACUCCAAGGCCGAGAUGAUCAGGGUGAUCCGGGAGAGGCUCCCCGACCUGGCGCGCAGGAUGAGCACCGUCCAGAUCGGCCACUACGUCACCAACUGGAAGGCGUUCCGCACCAUGGCCCCGCAGCGGCAGGCCGACGGCAGCUUCCUGGUCAUCAGGCCGUUCGCGCCGGGGCUCGAGCUGCCGUUUGUGGUGCCGCAUCGCGACACGGGGGCUUUCGUCAAGGCGCUGGUCGACCUACCGGCUGGGAAAGAUCUGCUGGGCGUCUCGCAGACGAUGGCGUGGCCCGAGUGGGUGGAGCUUUGGGGUCGCAUUCUUGGGGUCGAGGCGGGAUUCAAGCAGGUCUCUCGGGAGGAGUUCUUCGCGGGUACUCCGAAGCCGGUUAGGGACGAGUUAUGGGACUCGUAUGAGUACUGUGCGGACUUUGGGUAUACUGGUGGAGAUCCGGAGGUGUUGACUCCUGAUCAACUCGACGUCGAGGUUCCGUUGACUUCCAUGGAAGAAUACAUCCGAAGUGAGGAUUGGUCCUCUCUACUGAGCUCGACCACGGCAUAAUGCCAGCUGGGUUGGGGAAGUUCUGCAUGGCACAGAAUCGGUAUCUCGAGGGCUUAUUGAUGAUUCCCUCAUAAAAAUAAAGCAAUCUGGAUUAACGGGAUGCGAGGGGUUUUAGGUGUGUGAGAAAUCUGAAAUUAGAUCGUAUUCCAUGUAGUGUGGGUAUGGUACUUACAAAAUAUAUCAAAAUAUGAUUUUAUUCUACCACAAAAGGGGGGAGGGGGUCUAUUCUGCACUACGCUACAAAUGAAAUACAGCUUUAGAUGGUAAUCCCAACCAAGAGUUGGGUGCAACAGGUCUAUGCCUGUCAUAAUUGUACAGCACGACCGUCUUGUACUUGCCUAC
This is a messenger RNA of Truncatella angustata, 1562 nucleotides long. RefSeq lists its product as uncharacterized. The transcript has 3 exons. NCBI's taxonomy places the organism in Eukaryota, Fungi, Ascomycota, Sordariomycetes, Amphisphaeriales, Sporocadaceae. The record is from RefSeq and is a predicted model, not a curated record. The coding region runs from base 210 to 1220 and encodes 336 amino acids.